This is a messenger RNA of Pungitius pungitius (ninespine stickleback), 2393 nucleotides long. Its product is annotated as G2/M phase-specific E3 ubiquitin-protein ligase-like. Gene Ontology annotation, molecular function: ubiquitin protein ligase activity. NCBI's taxonomy places the organism in Eukaryota, Metazoa, Chordata, Actinopteri, Perciformes, Gasterosteidae. Bases 268 to 2253 code for a protein of 661 amino acids. Gene Ontology annotation, biological process: protein polyubiquitination. The transcript is spliced from 13 exons. The record is from RefSeq and is a predicted model, not a curated record.
GGUGGCCGAGAAGGUUCAGACAAAUACAAAAGCAACAACACAAACGCAAACGCCACAACACAACACGAACGCCAAAACACAAAAUACAAAAGCCACAUCACAACCGCAAAUGCCGCAACGCAACACGAACGGCGCAACACAACACGAAAGCCAAAACGGAAGUAGCUGCCCACGGGAGCGAGCGUAUUUUGGAGGAACGCCCACGGGAGCGAGCGUAUUUUGGAGGAACGGAGCUGGAGGAUGCCAGAUCGUUUAAGAAAUUAGUACAUGAUGUAUUGCCCUUUUUGUGGGUUCAACCUGCAUGCAGAAACAGCAUUCUGCAGUUCAUGUGGCAAGAAUAUCACAUUUCUCAAAGAUGCUGCAAGACCUGGGACAAGUGAAGCAGGAACUGGAUGCACAGGAAAUAGUGCAGUGGCUACAUUCCUGAAUUUCAGAAGUUUAAAAGAGAAAGAGAGGCAAUCAUCUUUCAAAAAGAAAAAAGAACCCCUGAAAGACAGCCGUGUGAAGAUUUCAGUUGGUAUUAUGCACGUAAAGGAUGGGGUGUUGAAACCUGUGAGAGGAAUGACACUUGCCCUUGUCGUGCAACCAGAGUGGGAUGCAGAGCAAUUUCGCAAAGCAGCUGUACAGAAAAUGAAAGAUUUUAACAAACAUUUAGAGGCUGGUCCCUACCUUCUGCUCUACCCUGAUGGUACAAAGGUAAUAAAUAUUCCCGGGACAGAAACAGCCUUCUCUCUGAAACUCUACAAGGAUGCAGUUGGGAAGUCUUGGCAACGCCUCACAUUGUACAUUUGUACUGUGGAAGAUUUCCUUACUAAUUCUGAGCAAUUAAACUCAGACUCGUCUGAUUCAGAGGUGAUCAUCACAAGCAGAAGUGCUGCUGAAUUCAAUUCAGCUGAUACAGUACUAUUUGAACCAAUCUUGACCAGUUCCAGUAUUGGUUUUGAUGAAACUCCACACCGUGAUCCAGAAACUAUGAUCGUACCAUCCGAAGCAGAAGGCGGCCCAGAAACAUCAGAACGUGCAAUGGAAACUACAAGUUAUAGCAAAUACACAGAACUGUAUGCACCCAUUAUAGCAGAGGAUUCAGAGGACUCCGGAGACAGUGAUGCUGUCACUCAUGAUAUUUCAGAGGAUCCAGAGGUAGAACAGCGAUCCAUUUCGGAAGUGAUUGCAAACCUGGCACUUCAGAUUGAUCGCCAUGUUGUCAGCAGAUUUCACAUUUGUCGCUCUGACAUCUGGGAUGGGGCCGUCAGAGGAUUCAAAAGAGGAACCUUCUCCGAAAAAAAGGACCUCCUAGUAAAGUUUUCUGAUGAUGCAGGUUUCUUUGAGGAAGGUAUUGAUACAGGUGGCCCAAAAAGAGAAUUCCUCUCACUCUUAAUGAAAAGCCUGAACAAACGACCCAUAUUUGAUGGACCUGCAGAGAGCCGCUACCUUGUCUACAACUCAACAGCAAUCAGAGAGGACGAAUAUAGUUUGGCUGGGAAGAUGAUUGCUGUAUCCAUAGUACAUGGAGGACCAGGUCCAAAUUUCCUCUCCAAGGAUCUGGUCAGCCACAUCUCAGGGCAGUCCAGUUUCAACGCAUGCAUAGAGGACAUUACAGAUGAGGAAAUAGGGAAAGUGUUACAAAAGAUACACAAUGCAUCCUCAUUGGAGAUCCUUCAAGACCUAAUGGUACAGAACAGCACCAUGUUGCAGACAGCAGGGUGCUUCAAACAUGUAAGGACAGUGGAGGAUAAGCAGUCAAUUGUAAAGGACUACCUCAGGUGGUACAUCAUUGACAGAAACCACAGUGCCAUUGAAAGAUUCAAGGAUGGGCUUUCCAGCUUGCAGGUGUUAACAGUGCUGCAGCAGCAUCCUGAAGUGCUGACACCUGUUCUCUGCCUGUCAGAUAAAAGAUUAUCUGCUACGGACAUUGAGAAUAUCUUCCGACCAGAGCUAAGUCUACGUGGAAGCAACAAGAGGGUACAGGAGGAAAAAACACUUUCUUUCUGGGCAGACUACCUUCUAGAUUGUGAAGAAAGUCAAAGUGAAGUAACCCUGGAGGAGGUCUUCAUGUUUGCUACAGGUGUGCCAUGCAUACCUCCUGCUGGUAUGGAACCUCAGCCACGCCUUCACUUCCUGGCCAGUUCAACACUUCCCAUGGCAAAUACAUGUGCCAAUACUUUAAUGUUGCCUCUACUCAACAAUUACAGCACAUUCAAGGAAAAAAUGACCUUCGGGAUUAAGAAUUCCCCUGGCUUUGGAUGUAUUUAGAUUGUUGUUGUUGUUUGGCCCAGUUUUGCCAAUUUUUAUGUUUGUGUGUUUUUAUGUUUAUGUUUGGUUAAAUAACUACAGUGUACUUGUUUAUAGACUGUAUAUAACCAUUUCUUUGAAUAAAAAUAACAUUUUGUGAA